Nylanderia fulva is the source of this 3210-nucleotide messenger RNA. RefSeq lists its product as uncharacterized. Gene Ontology annotation, molecular function: RNA polymerase II cis-regulatory region sequence-specific DNA binding; DNA-binding transcription factor activity, RNA polymerase II-specific. Gene Ontology annotation, biological process: regulation of transcription by RNA polymerase II. NCBI's taxonomy places the organism in Eukaryota, Metazoa, Arthropoda, Insecta, Hymenoptera, Formicidae. The record is from RefSeq and is a predicted model, not a curated record.
UCAUGGAGUGACCAUAGUUACUAUCAAUAUGUCAAUUCAACUCUCUCUUCUUUUUAUGGUGCUCCUAGUGAAGUGUUAAUAGACACGUUUGAUUUUUUAUUUCUACGCAGCUACAAUCGGAUGCGAAGAAUCGAAUACAAUCGCGCAUUAAGUCGCUUGUUCCUCGAAAUAACAGUUUUCAAAAAUUCUUACAUGUCAUUGAGAAGCAUAAAGUUCGGAAAUAUAUAUUUUCGCAUUCGGGGAUACAUAAAAUAUAUUUCAUUAUUCGUGUGCAACUAUGGUAGCUUGUUAAAAGUAGCUAUAUUUUCGUCCCUUCGCGAAUUUUCGAGUAACUUGUCACUGUCGAGUAGCUAUUUUUCUAACUUUUUUUUACUUUUACAUAUUUGCAUUACGCGUGAAAUAUAUUUCGAAUUAAAGACGGGAUGAACCGAACGUAUCGACGACGACUUAUUGUUAAAUUAAUCGCGCGCGCAUUAUUUCUUUCGCGUGACAGUAGUCGUGACGCACGUUCAACGAAGCGCGAUAAUUCCUGGCAUAUAAUUGAAAUCAAUUAAUUCAAAACACUAAUAAAACGUAUCGCGGAAGUGUAUGUACUCUCUAUCUCCCUCUUCCCCCGCCAAAAAGUCGAUAAAUUCUCUCUCCCUCUUUUCUCUUUGCGCCGAGAUAUUCUUUGUUCGAUAAAUCAACGUCGAUUUCAUCCCUACGUGAGCAUCAAUUACAAGAUUCUUCUUGAGACAUUAAUUUAUUAUCGGGAAGAAACGUAAUCUCACAGGCGAUUGAUACACUCGUCGCUGACACGAAUAUAACACAAAAACAAUCGCCGGCUCUCUUCGUUAAUAAUAAAAAAAGGGAAGAAGAAAGAGUGUGCAUUCAAGCAGCUUUUGGCAGCAAUACGAAGGAAACGUCACCAGGGAUCGUUAUUAGGAAUUUCGCGACUGUUGCAAAAUACUUAAUCCUAUCUCUACCGAUUAUGCGGCCCGGGGAAAGAUAAACUGACGACGAGUCGCCGUCGAGGAUGGUGUUCUGGAACGAGUCGCGAUCGCACGCGUGCGACCACGACUCCCUGGGGAACGACGUGGUGACGGCACCGGGUGGUACAGGCUAGCAUCCUUAUCUCGGGGAGCCACACACUCUCUUUUUCUCUUUCUCUCUAUCUUUCUCGUCACACGCUCUUGUCGACGUCUUCUCAUCUGGAGGAUUCGACCACCAGUUGCAGUCUCGACACGACCCCUGACCGAUCGCGACGCGCAAAUCGACGUUUCCAAUCAUACGUCUUCCUUCGCGACACCGUCAUCGCGCGAGAUUUCAAGAGUGCAUUUAUUAUCAGUUUAUCAACAGUGUAAAAAUUUUGAUAUUUUGAAAUCGCGAGAUACCUUUCUCUUUAUUUGUCGAUCACUUUUAACAAAAGAAAUAUGAAAGAGAAAUGUGCCAUUAAAUUCUUAUGUAACACUCAAGACACUUUAUAACAUAAACAUUUCAUUAUCAAGAGACAACUUGGAAAUCGUAUGACAUCGUGACUGUCUAAUACGAGUGAACCUUUAACUUGACGUUUAAAUAUACCACGAACAAUUACAUUAAAUUACAUUAAAGUUUGCUUUGUUAGGCUCACGCGAAUCGUGUGAUGCGGUGAUUGAUAAACAAAUACUUAUAUUAUGAUAUCGGGAAUAGAUUCUGAAUCCAGUUUCAGAGAACUCAUGUAAAUAUUUCAGAGAAAUCAUGAAAUAUUUAUUUUGAAAAUUAUUGUCCCCAAUUUACAUAAGAAGUGAAUGAAAUUGAUUUUGAAUAUUUGAUAAGUUUAUUCGACAAUUUUUUAAAUAUAAUUGAGGAAGCUACAAUGUUUGAUAUGACAGAUGAACUAUUAUUUUCUGCUCUGGGAUUGACAAUGGACACCAGCGUCGAAAGACAGCUAUUUUCGCCGAUCAAAACAAAUCUACCUAGCGAUUACGAAGUAUCGUGUACUCUGCUUAGCAACGAUUUUAGGACACACGAUAGUGAUCAACUGAACGCAGCAAAUCCAAUAGAUUGUUAUACCGACUUAUCUUGCUCUUUGCAAUCAUCUUGGAAUGAUUGGUCGACUACAAAUACGUCUACGUCAUCAAGUUGCUUAAGCGAAUUGAGCGAAUUAGAUUCGGAGCUAGAGUGGUGUCUAGAGAAGAGCUGGGACUCUGGUCUUCCAGAAAGAACACCAUUAUGCACCGCUGGGUGCGAAGGAUUUCUGCAUUUACCGCCUUUACCAAAUACACAACAGACGACACAAUACGAAGAACCGUUGCUAGUGCUCGGAAUCGAUUUACGAGCAUUGGAAAAUGAAUUUGGAACAAAUACGAUAGAUUAUAAUAAUAAUCAGUUAGAUGAAGAUUCUGUAAUUCCAACAACAGCUACCGCAGCAUUAGCAACGCACGAUUACACAAAUCGUAGUUUAGCAAACGCAGCCGAAGAUCGAUGCUUUCCAUGUACUUAUCAAGGCUGUGUAAAGGUCUAUGCUAAAGCUUCUCACUUAAAAGCUCAUUUACGGCGGCACACCGGCGAGAAGCCGUUCGCAUGCACCUGGACCGGUUGCGGAUGGCGUUUUAGUCGAUCAGACGAGUUGGCGAGGCAUCGACGAUCGCACUCGGGGAUUAAACCGUAUCCCUGCGAAAUGUGCUCGAAGAGAUUCGCGCGCAGCGAUCAUCUAGCCAAACAUCGUAAAGUGCACCGAAAAAACGCCUAUCCCUUGUUCCAUGGUGCUAGGGGACUACGAGGCGAUAAGAUAAACGUUUUACCAACGGAUUAAUUUAAGAUUUCACGUUUCCUAGAUUUUUUCCUAAUCAAUAAAGCUAGCAAAAACUUAUCAUUCUGUGUUAUGACUUAUAUAUAGCUUUUAUAUAAAUUGACAAGUACUUAAAAAUAGUUUCUUUAUAUAAAAAUAGUUAAUGUAGGAAUAACUUGCCGAAUAAAUGAUGUAAACUAAUAGUUCUUAACAUUUUCGGCAACUAAUAUUUCUUGGAUUUUAUAUUGAAAGAUAUAUUUUGUAAUCUCAAAGAAUUAAGAUACUAUUUGAAAUAGAUCAUUUGAAAAUUUAUAUUAAAAAUUUAAAGAGAGAUUAAUUCAAUUUAAUUAAUUCCAAGCAAGUUUUAUUAGUUAAAGUUAAGGCAGUUAAUGUUAUUGCGAUGAGAAACUUUUAUCGGCGUUGUAUAUAGAGUAAUAAUAAAUCUAACUACAAAUGCAUUA